This is a messenger RNA of Elephantulus edwardii (Cape elephant shrew), 2880 nucleotides long. It is a transcript of the gene LGR6, whose product is annotated as leucine-rich repeat containing G protein-coupled receptor 6. Gene Ontology annotation, molecular function: protein-hormone receptor activity; protein binding; G protein-coupled receptor activity. The transcript has 19 exons. NCBI's taxonomy places the organism in Eukaryota, Metazoa, Chordata, Mammalia, Macroscelidea, Macroscelididae. The record is from RefSeq and is a predicted model, not a curated record. The coding region runs from base 1 to 2880 and encodes 959 amino acids. Gene Ontology annotation, biological process: G protein-coupled receptor signaling pathway. Gene Ontology annotation, cellular component: membrane.
AUGGUUUCCUCAGACUCCGACCUCUCCAAACCCUACAUCGGGCCAUCCUUCCCCACACCCCGCGCGGGACCCGCCGCCUGCCCGGCCCCGUGCCAUUGCCAGGAGGACGGCAUCAUGCUGUCCGCAGACUGCUCCGAGCUCGGGCUCUCUGCCGUGCCAGGGGACCUGGACCCCCUGACGGCUUACCUAGACCUGAGCAUGAACAACCUCACGGAGCUGCAGCCUGGCCUCUUCCACCACCUGCGCUUCCUGGAGGAGCUGCGUCUGUCUGGGAAUCAUCUCUCACACAUCCCAGGACAAGCAUUUGCUGGUCUCUACAGCUUGAAAAUUCUGAUGCUGCAGAACAACCAGCUGGGAGGAAUCCCCGCAGAGGCGCUGUGGAAGCUGCCCAGUCUCCAGUCGCUGCGCCUAGAUGCCAACCUCAUCUCCCAGGUUCCUGAGCGGAGUUUUGAGGGGCUGUCUUCCCUGCGCCACCUGUGGCUGGACGACAAUGCGCUCACCGAGAUCCCCGUCAGGGCGCUCAACAACCUCCCCGCCCUGCAGGCCAUGACCUUGGCGCUCAACCACAUCAGCCACAUCCCGGACUAUGCCUUCCAGAACCUCACCAGCCUUGUGGUGCUGCAUCUUCAUAACAACCGCAUCCAGCAUCUGGGGACCCACAGCUUUGAGGGGCUGCACAAUCUGGAGACUCUAGACCUGAACUAUAAUGAGCUGCAGGAGUUUCCCGUAGCCAUCCGGACCCUGGGCAGACUGCAGGAACUGGGUUUCCAUAACAAUAACAUCAAAGCUAUCCCAGAAAAGGCCUUCAUGGGGAACCCGCUGCUACAGACGAUCCACUUUUACGAUAACCCAAUCCAGUCUGUGGGAAGAUCAGCAUUCCAGUACCUGCCUAAGCUGCACACGCUAUCCCUGAACGGUGCUACGGACAUUCAGGAGUUCCCGGAUCUCAAAGGCACCACCAGUCUUGAGAUCCUGACCCUGACCCGUGCAGGCAUUCGGCUGUUCCCCCCAGGGAUGUGCCAGCAACUGCCCAGGCUUCGAGUCCUGGAGCUGUCUCAUAAUCAGAUUGAGGAGCUGCCCAGCCUGCAUCGGUGUCAGAAACUGGAGGAAAUUGGUCUCCAACACAACCGCAUCUGGGAAAUUCGAGCUGACACCUUCAGCCAGCUGAGCUCCCUGCGAACCCUGGACCUGAGCUGGAACGCCAUCUGGUCCAUCCACCCUGAGGCCUUCGCCACUCUGCGCUCCCUAGUCAAGCUGGACCUGACAGACAACCAGCUGACCACUCUCCCCCUGGCCGGACUUGGGGGCCUGGUGCAUCUGAAGCUCAAAGGGAACCUGGCUCUAUCGCAAGCCUUCUCCAAGGACAGUUUCCCUAAACUGAGGGUCCUGGAGGUGCCCUACGCCUACCAGUGCUGUGCCUACGGGGUCUGUUCCAACUUCUUCAAGGCAUCCGGGCAGUGGGAGGCUGAGGACUUCCACCUUGAGGAGGAGGAGCCUCCGAAGAGGCCCCUGGGGCUUCUUGCUGGACAAGCAGAGAACCACUAUGACCUGGAUAUAGAUGAGCUCCAGCUGGAGAUGGAGGACUCAAAGCCACACCCCAGUGUCCAGUGUAGCCCUAUUCCAGGCCCCUUCAAGCCCUGUGAGCACCUCUUUGAGAGCUGGGGCAUCCGCCUGGCCGUGUGGGCCAUCGUGCUGCUGUCAGUGCUGUGUAACGGGCUGGUGUUGCUGACCGUGUUUGCCAGCGGGCCAGCCCCGCUGCCUCCAGUCAAGUUUGCGGUGGGUGCGAUCGCAGGUGCCAACACCUUGACUGGCCUGUCGUGCGGCCUCCUGGCCGCAGUGGAUGCCCUGACCUUCGGCCAGUUCGCCGAGUACGGAGUGCGCUGGGAGACGGGGCUGGGCUGCCAGGCCACGGGCUUCCUGGCCGUGCUGGGCUCCGAGGCGUCGGUGCUGCUGCUCGCGCUGGCCGCCGUGCAGUGCAGCGUGUCCGUGUCCUGCGUGCGCGCCUACGGGAAGGCGCCCUCGCUGGGCAGCGUCCGAGCCGGGGCGCUGGGCUGCCUCGUGCUGGCGGCGCUGGCCGCCGCCCUGCCCCUCGCCUCGGUAGGAGAAUAUGGGGCGUCCCCGCUCUGCCUGCCCUACGCCCCGCCCGAGGGCCGGCCUGCAGCCCUGGGCUUCGCCGUGGCCCUGGUCAUGAUGAACUCCUUCUGCUUCCUCGUGGUGGCCGGCGCCUACAUCAAACUCUACUGUGACCUGCCCCGGGGAGACUUUGAGGCCGUGUGGGACUGCGCCAUGGUCAGGCAUGUGGCCUGGCUCAUCUUUGCCGAUGGCCUCCUCUACUGCCCAGUGGCCUUUCUCAGCUUCGCCUCCAUGCUGGGCCUCUUUGCCGUCACCCCGGAGGCCGUCAAGUCUGUCCUGCUCGUGGUCCUGCCCCUGCCCGCCUGCCUCAACCCACUGCUCUACCUGCUCUUCAACCCCCACUUCCGACAGGACCUGCGGAGGCUCAGGCCCCGCCCGGGGGGCCCAGGACCCCGAGCCUAUGCUGCUGCUGGGGAGCUGGAGAAGAGCUCCUGUGAUUCCACCCAGGCUUUGGUGGCCUACUCAGACGUGGAUCUCAUUCUGGAAGCUUCUGAGGCUGGACGGCCUCCUGGACUGGAGACAUAUGGCCUCCCCUCAGUGACCUUAAUCUCCUGUCAGCAGGCAGGAGGCCCCAGACUGGAGGGUGGCCAUUUGGUGGAGCCAGAGGGGACCCACUUCGGGAGCCCUGCACCCUCCAUGGAUGGAGAACUGCUGCUGAGGGCAGAGGGAGCUGUGCCAGGAGGCAAGGGUCUGUCGGUGGGUGGAGGCUUCAGGGCCUCUGGCUCACCCUUUGCCUCACACUUAUAA